This is a messenger RNA of Armigeres subalbatus, 3196 nucleotides long. RefSeq names its product dynein regulatory complex protein 11-like. Bases 337 to 3039 code for a protein of 900 amino acids. The transcript has 4 exons. Gene Ontology annotation, molecular function: ATP binding; ATP hydrolysis activity; protein binding. Lineage: Eukaryota; Metazoa; Arthropoda; Insecta; Diptera; Culicidae. The record is from RefSeq and is a predicted model, not a curated record.
AGUGCAUUGACACAGAUUAUGUUCAAGUAGAAAAAUAUCGUCGCUAUUGCGAGUAAAACAAAACAUCAUUUCUCACUCCUAAUUAAAAAAAAAUCCAUUAAACAAGCUGAAUAGAUAAUAACCACCUGAUGCUAUUUGUUGAGUCGAUGUUUCUCCCACGGUUGAAAAAUAUAUCGCGACACGUGCCUCAGCAACUCAAGCCACCGUUGCCAUGGCAUGGUCGGAGUUCGUUUACCCGGAACAAACACGUCCCCGAUUUGCAAUUGGAAAAUUUUCAUUUUAGUUCAUCGGUAGCUGUUACAGUUCUUACAUCGAGAGAGAAUAAAUCCAAGCAAAAUGUCCAACCGCACGUUCAACCGCCUGUGGACUAGCUCCCAAAAGGAUCUGGAGAAGCUAGCGGUCAACGAUUUCGAAUACCAGGCAAUCGAAGCGCAGCACGAUCGCACCGAAAUCCAGGGCCAGGUGUACGAGCUGUACCUGCGGUACAUUGUAAUUGCCAAUAAGCUGGAGGAGAUCUACGAUCAAAUCGUGCAACCGCAGAAGCGGAUUUUGAUCCGUCAACUGCUGGACAACUGUUUGGGACGAGUCCUCGAGUUGAAGCACGAUCUGGUGGUAAUCGAUAUGAUGGAGUUCAGCUACAACGACACCGUGGUGGAGAAACUUGGCCUGACUCCACUGAGCAUGGAGCUGCACGUGCCGAGGUACUUCCGUCGCGAUAAAGAGGACAUGCUGAACGAACGGCGAAAAUUCAUGGAUGAUAUUUUGAGAAGAAUCGGUGCAUUGGAUGAAGAGGUCGUGGAAGAAGAGCUAUCAGAACUGGAUGCCAUCAAGAUUAUUCAAACACACGAACGAGCCAGACAAGGACGCUUACGAGCUCAGUUCAUGAAAGAGUUGAAGCUACUCAAAGAAAAAGGUAAACCGGAAAGUCGAGACAAAUCGACAACGGGUCUGAACGCUGCGAUGAAGAUCCAAAAGGUCUGGAGAGGUUACGCUACAAGACGACAGACGAGACGUAGAAAGAUGGAAGAAAUGAUCCUGAUCGGAAUGAUACCGCCUCAGGUCACUACAGCGCGAACAGCGGUUGAUGAGUUGGAGGAAGCGAAAAUGGCACGCUACCAACAGCAGAAGGAGUUUCAAGAGGAUUACGAAAAAUCGCUAGUUCGCGUGAAAGAGGAAAUUUACUCCAAGCAAGGUGCUGCUAUGAAGGAGGACAUUGCCGAUGAAAUCCGCACCUGGUUCAAAGAGUAUCAGAAGCGAACUGGUCGUUUGCCGGAUUUUCCCUCGGAGGAGGCCGGUGGUUCCCGCCAUCUGUUGAGCCGCCAGGCUACAGAAAGUGAGAUGAGCCGGUCAUCCGUAAUGUCCUCUCGGGAGAGUAAAUUGAAGUCUUCCAAGGAUCCAAAGUUGCAACAAAAGCGACCUGGGGAGGUUUCGCUCGAGGAAGGAUUGGAUAAAGCAUUCAAACCGAUGCAAUCCUCGUUUCUUCCGGAGAUAAAGAAUGGCAUUGACGAGUACCUUGAGAUUUGGAAGGGCAAGGAUGAAUCGCAUAACCUUCGACAGACCUAUUACGAUGAUAUGAUCUAUGAGGAAAAGUAUGCCGACGUUGAGGCAGAACUAAGGCGAAUCGUAGAUGAUAUUAUGCGGCAGGAAUUGGACUUACUGCAGAUUGCGCUGGAUAGAGACCGAGCCCAGAAGGGAAAGAAAACCAAGAAGGGCAGUAAGAAGGCUCGUCGGAGUGGCAAGAAGGGCAAGAAGAAACGUGAGAAAGAUUUGACCCCUGAUCGCACCACGGAGUCUCUGUUUGAGGAGUUGCUAACGAAUGGUAUUAUCAAGAAGUUUCCUGAAACUCCAAUCGAUGCCUAUGUGGGGGAUUUGAGCUACGCUGCUCGCAGCGCUUUGAAUCCUUCACCGGGAGAUGUUCGUCAUCUCAUCAAACAGUACUGCAUCCUUCCACUGGGUUCUGAAACUAUCCGCAAUUUUGGACCAUGUAUCAAAUCUCUACUCAUAGCCGGUCCGAAGGGUUCUGGAAAAACAUCUCUAGUUCAUGCAAUCUGCACGGAAACAGGAUCGGUCCUGUUCGACAUAUCGCCGGCCAAUAUUGCUGGCAAGUAUCCGGGUAAAUCGGGUUUGAUCAUGUUGAUGCACUUGGUAUCGAAGGUUUCGCGAUUACUUCAACCAUCGGUAAUUUACUUCGGGGAUGCCGAGAAACCGUUCAUGAAGAAGGUCCCGAAAACUGACCGCACUGAUCCAAAACGUUUGAAGAAGGAUUUGCCCAAGCUGGUGAAGAACAUCCAGCCGGAAGACCGAAUCAUGCUGAUUGGCACUUCCAACUGUCCCUGGGAGGCGGACAUGAAGUUGAUGGUACAGACUUACCAACGGUUUGUGUACAUUCCUCGGCCAGAUUACGGUGCGCUAUCGUACGCCUGGAAGGAAAUGUUGAGCCACUAUAGCGGCGUUCCACGGCAGUUUGACACAGGCGCGAUGGCGAAAAUCUCCGACGGUUACACGAUCGGAUCGGUUGCUAAAUGCAUCCGAGAGGUGAUCACGUGUAAACGGAUGCUGCAGCUGAGGACGCAACCCUUGACGCACCUGGAGUUGAUCAACGCUUUAAGCGCAUUGGAACCCGUUUAUAAGGAGGAAGAGGAAGCAUUCAUGUACUGGUGGUGUAAAACACCACUCGGUCGUCGUCGAUCAAAGCAGAUGGAAAUGGAGCACGAAGCUAGAAUGGAGUUGGAGAACGUGAUGCUUCUGUCGCUGACCGCUGGCGGAGUUGGAUUGAAUCUUGUGGGCGCAAAUCAUCUGCUGUUGCUUGAUUUACAUUGGAAUCCUCAGCUCGAAGCUCAAGCGCAGGAUCGUGUCUAUCGCGUUGGGCAAAAGAAAACGGUCUACAUUUGGAAGUUCAUGUGCGUCGAAACGGUGGAGCAAGCAAUACGAGGGUUGCAGGAAAAGAAGCUAGGAAUCGCCAACGAAGUGUUAACCGGUACAAAGCAAAAGGGAAGCAAACUCAGCAUCGACGAUCUCAAGGCCCUGUUUGGCAUUUAGAGAUGCGGCGAGAAGUGUAGGAUCUGUGAUAUCGACAAUCAUAAUGUUCUGUAUUUGUGUUCGUACUUUUGCUGAUGUUGGUCGUAUUUUCUAGAAAGGUUUCGUUUAAUUAAUGAUGAAUGAAACGAUUAUAUGGUUGAUGCUCUUCUUAACUAAA